AUGAAGUUUUUAAUUUUUACCGUUUGUCUUAUAACCAUUGGCAACUGUGCUGUUCUGAAAUCAACUGAAAUCAACAGUUGGGAACAGUUUAAAACAUUCUACGGCAAAUCGUAUGCCUCAACAGAGGAAGAGUCACUUAGAAAAACCAUCUUUGAGCAAAACCUCGCUUUCAUUGCCGCUGCUAAUCAUCAAAACGUCAAUGGCGCUCAGCUGGGCGUCAACGAGUUUUCCGACCAAUCUGAUGAGGAGUUUUUUGCCCGAAAUGCUCACCUCAACUCGGAGUUUACUCUUAAUCAGAGCCGUCUGAUAGAAGAGGUUCCGCUUUUGGAGGAAGAUUCCGGGCAGUACUACGAAUCACUGCCCGCUCACUGGGACUGGCGAGAGCACUUUCGCUGGAACCCGGUGGACAACCAGCGACAGUGCGGCAGCUGCUGGGCCUUUGCCACUGUUCAGUCGGUGGAGGCGGCGUACGCCAUUCACCGAAACGUCCAUGUCCGCCUGUCAAAGCAGGAGCUGGUGGACUGUACGCUGAACUCCUACAACCGCCACUACAUCAACCGAGGCUGCCAGUCGGGCUACACCACCGAGGCGCUGAAGUACUUCAAGGAGCAUGGCGCCCUCGAGGAGCACUUCUACACCUACCGGGCUGUGGUGAGCACUGCGGGCACCUUUUANGGCUGCCAGUCGGGCUACACCACCGAGGCGCUGAAGUACUUCAAGGAGCAUGGCGCCCUCGAGGAGCACUUCUACACCUACCGGGCUGUGAACGGCCAAUGUCAGCUGCCGCACUUGGGCGGCCACAGGCGCUACCAGAUCACCGACUACCGGCGGCUGGCCGGUCGAGGUCCUGACGCUGCGCUGCAGUCGGCGGUGAAGAACUUCGGCCCGGUGGUGGUGAACAUCAACGACCACGAUGCCGUCUUCAAGCACUACCGCUCGGGGGUGAUUCGCAAUCUGAUGCCCAACAUUGCCCUCACCACGCACUCGGUGCUGCUGGUCGGCUGGGGCAGCGAACACGGCGUCGACUACUGGAUCAUCAGAAAUAGCUGGGGAGAAGGUUGGGGCAAUCACGGCCACGCCAAGAUUGAGCGUCACCACAAUCUGAUGGGCAUCAAUAAUAUUCCCGUCUUUCCGGUGUUGCAUUAA
Messenger RNA from Rhagoletis zephyria (snowberry fruit fly), 1146 nucleotides. Lineage: Eukaryota; Metazoa; Arthropoda; Insecta; Diptera; Tephritidae. The record is from RefSeq and is a predicted model, not a curated record.